UUCUUCCAAAUAGGCACAAUUGCUUGUUCCUCAUCGCGACUCGUCAAGUUUUUACGUUGGGCAGGAAGCUAAUCUAACCUUUCAACGACAGAGGUAGAAAAACAAGAGAACGAACGCUGUAUAUAAAAAGUGUCCGUCAUAUGUCAAAAAAAUAAAGUUUUAGUCCAGAGUGCGCUGUAGUAGGGUGAGUCAAUGUUACAAUUGCAACAUAACCACUAAGCUACUCAAUCUACUCAGUGUUCAUGCAAGCGGAUUCAUAUUCAAAGUAGUAAAUUAUUAUUUGUUUAAUAUUUCAAAAGAUGGAUAAUCUUCCACGUGUUUUGAUCAUAAGUACAGUGUGUGGUAAAGCUACUGAAAUUGCUCAAAAAAUAGGAAAGGAACAAAUAUCAAGGCAUUCACAUGAAGACGAUAUAGACUAUUAUUUAUGGAAUAUCAAUAAUAAAUAUUAUACAUCACAGAUAUUAUUAUGCGCAACAGAAAAUCCACAUAUCAACAUACCAACAGAAGGAAUACAAGCAUUAAUUUUGUAUCAUGAUCCACAAGCUGAUAAUGCAGAACAAAAUUUAGAUCAAUGGUCAUCCUUAAUCUCUUCCCUCUCUGAAGCCGAUGUAUUAUUAUUUACAUGCAAUGCAAUAUCAAAUGUGGAUGUUAAAGAUAAAAUAAUUACAUGGUGCAUAAAUAAAAAAUUUGAAUUAGUUGAACUGCUUGAAUCAGAUUCCACAGAAAAUUUACAAUAUGACUCAGAACAUAAUACAUAUGGAAUUGAAAGAAUUAUUGAAGCUCUACAUGCGCAUAUAUGGCCAAAUAUUUUAUUAAAAGGAAAACCUUCUAAUGUUGAUGAAAAAGAAUCAAAUUUAGAUCAAGUAACAAAUAAAAUAGAAAAUAUUCAACUAACUCAUAAUCCAACGGAAUACCCUAAUGGUGCAACUAUUUUUGAUGCCAUGAUGGAUGAUGAAGAUACACACUUUAGUGAUUUAUUUGUACAUUUAAUGACAAUGAAAGAACAUGCAGCUUCUUUGCCUACAAAUGAAAGACGUCUAACAGCAGAGAAAUUAGUCACUGCUUUUUGGAAAUUAAUGGGUGAAGAUUCAGAAAUAUACGACUGAAUUAAUAAUAAGUAUUAGUAUAUAUGCAUUUUAAAAUGAAAAAGAAAUACGUUAAUUUAAAAGAAAUAAUUAAUUUAAUUAUGAUAAAAAAUAAAUUUCUCAAUCAAUGUAAAAAUUUUCUAUUCACACAGUUGAUGAUUAAUAAUGCUGUUGCCUUAUAUAUCUUGCGAUAAAGAAAUAAUUAAAG
Polistes dominula (European paper wasp) is the source of this 1293-nucleotide messenger RNA. RefSeq names its product alpha- and gamma-adaptin-binding protein p34. The record is from RefSeq and is a predicted model, not a curated record. Lineage: Eukaryota; Metazoa; Arthropoda; Insecta; Hymenoptera; Vespidae.